This is a messenger RNA of Sphaeramia orbicularis (orbiculate cardinalfish), 2657 nucleotides long. RefSeq names its product interferon regulatory factor 10 (gene irf10). Gene Ontology annotation, molecular function: RNA polymerase II cis-regulatory region sequence-specific DNA binding; DNA-binding transcription factor activity, RNA polymerase II-specific; protein binding. Gene Ontology annotation, cellular component: nucleus. Bases 278 to 1531 code for a protein of 417 amino acids. NCBI's taxonomy places the organism in Eukaryota, Metazoa, Chordata, Actinopteri, Kurtiformes, Apogonidae. The transcript has 9 exons. Gene Ontology annotation, biological process: regulation of transcription by RNA polymerase II; immune system process. The record is from RefSeq and is a predicted model, not a curated record.
UCGCUUUCGCUUCCAAAAGCGCACUAACUUUUAGUUGCGACUUCUGCAUUUAAGUGUGAAGAGGUGAGAACUCGCUGUCUUGAAAACUUGUGAAAAAAUCUUCCAAGGUUGUAUUAUUCUAAAAAAUAACAGUGGAUCCUGAAAAGAAACAGAAUUAAAACCCAGAUUUGUUUUCCGUUUGCCAGGUGGGCGUGCGGUUCCAGUGACUUUUACGCAUGGUUCUCUGAUGUGUGCGUAAGUAAACGGUUGUUCCUGUGACAAACAGUAUGUGCUGAAGAUGGAAGAAGGGACGAAAAUGCACCUGAAAGAAUGGCUGAUAGCGCAGAUAGAAAGUGAACAAUAUGAGGGACUUUGCUGGGAAGAUGAGGACAAAACUAUGUUCAGGAUUCCCUGGAAGCACGCAGCCAAAAAGGACUACAAACAGACGGAGGAUGCAGCUCUGUUCAAGGCAUGGGCUGUUUACAAGGGCAAGUUCAGAGAGGGGAGGGAUAAAGCUGAUCCAACUAUGUGGAAAACCCGUCUCCGCUGUGCACUCAACAAAAGCACAGAUUUCCAUGAGGUCCCUGAACGCAACCAGCUGGACAUCACUGAGCCAUAUAAGGUUUAUCGUAUCCAGCCAGUCAAUGAUUCCCUGCAGACAAAGGAUCAAGUGAUCAUCCUGAACAAGAUCUCCCCAAAGACCCCCAGUUCUGUGAACACAAAGGAGCUUUAUUCAUUUCAAGUGGAGAACUGUGCAAACACAGCUGUCACAGCAAAGGAAUCAAGUAAAACAGUUGAUGAUGAUGAUGAUGAUGAUGAUGAUGAUGAUGACGACGACAAUGAUGAAGAUGAAGAUGAAGAAAAAACAAUGACAAAUGAUCUGAUGAGGGAACACAUGUAUUGUGAGUUCACUGGAAAGAAACCUCAAAAUAAGGUCAUGUCUCCUUUGAUCUGCUUCAGCUCUGCACUUCAGAUAUCAGACUUUCGUAUGCAGGUGACGUUGGUGUACCAGGGACAAAUAGUGACGAGGGUGACCACCAGGAGCCCCGAUGGCUGCUUCAUCCUCCAGGGACGUGUCCCCUUGGGAAACGCCCAGAUCUAUGGGCCCUGUGACGCCGAACAGCUGUCCUUCCCUUCGCCCGGCCUCAUGUCUUUCUCGUCAGGCAUGACUGAAGCGAUGACCCGCCUCCUGUGUCAUCUGGAGAGGGGUGUGCUAUUAUGGGUGGCUCCAGAUGGGAUGUUCAUCAAGAGGUUCUGCCAGGGCAGGGUGUACUGGAGCGGACCCAUGGCCCAACACACUGACCGCCCCAACAAACUGGAACGAGAGAAGACCUUUAAACUGCUGGAUAUUCCUACAUUUCUAAAUGAGCUCCAGAGCUAUUUACAGGGUACAAGACCUCCACCUUCAUAUACGAUUGAACUCUGCUUUGGAGAAGAAUACCCAGACCCCAACAUACCGAAAAGCAAGAAGCUAAUCAUGGCACAGGUGGUGCCUCUGUUUGCCGAGGCGCUGCUGCAGAGGUUCAACUUGGUGAAAACGGAGGAGAAAUGACUGACUUGCCCUCACAACGCAAAGGAGGUGACAACGUAGGAGAGAAAAGUACCCUCCACCGGGGUAGGCUUGAACAAUGUGCAAGUGGAUCAGUGAACCUUUAUUUGUUUGCUGUGAUCAUCCUGAAGGACAUCUUCAGAGGAGAACAAAGAAUACAGACUAUCAUCAAUGGAUAUAUAUAUAUUUAUGUAGAAACAUUAGAGGUGCUUUACUAUUGACUUGCUUGCAAUUCAAAGAAGACAAUGUAAAGUAACUGCACUAUGUUAACAUGUUCAUAUUCUUCUUGUCACUGUCUACUAUGAAGCGAUGAAAGCAAAAAAUAUUAGUUGCUGAAGAACAGCUUAACCACUUAAAUAUUAUGAUACAUUGGUGUUAAAAUACAUUUUCUGCAAUUGUGUUAAUCCCAUGAACAAUGUAUAUUUUGAAUGAUUAUUUAAGUGUGCAGUAUCUUUAAUGCGCUGGGAAUAAAUUGACACCUUAAAUUAAAUCUAUAAAGCUUUUUUCUUUUAUUUCUAGCGAACAUCAUAUUAACAGAUUCACAAUUUUAAAAAUAUACAUUUUUGUAGCUAUAACAUUUAAAAAGAAAAUCAACAGGUAAGGUUUUGUUUUUAAAAAUAAAAAAAAACAAACACAAAAAACUAAAGUGAGAGAGUGUGCUGAAUCAGAGGAGAUACCCGUAUCUGAGUUUAAAAUACUUUCAUCAAUUUCUCUGCCUUCAAACAUAUACAGUACGUAAAAAAUGAGAUGGGAACAGAAGCCUACAGUACACAGGGGUCAAGAGUAUUCACAAAGCAUCAUGUUCCAACGUGUUAUUAGCACCAUUACUCUUAAGCCACUGCACUUUUUUCUUCUUCCAUCAUUGAGUUUUUAAUGGAAAAACACCAUGAGUGUCGAGGCGAUGUGACACAGACCUGUCUGUGUGGGUGGGAUUGUCUGUUACGCAGUUUUCAUUAGUGUUCUCCCUUUCUCAGAGAUAAUGUUAAGAACAUAUUGGAGGGUAAUGCCUUGACGAACAAUUGUUUGAAAUGACUCCCAGUGAUGAGAAUAAAAAAGGCGAGGAGUUGCUCAUACAUUCACCUUGCCUGCCCAGGCCGACACAUAAACAUCGGCUCAGAAGCAAGAAAAU